AUGGAGAUCUCUUCACGAGAAACGCCGAGAGGAAAGAUCAGAGUACAGGAGGAAGGAGCCGAAGCGCCACGCUCCACCACCACAAUGAUCCCCACACCGCGAAGAAGAGGACCUCCACACGGAGCUCGAGACGAACCAAAAAAUCCCUCCGUGAAAACUGAGCAAAACGGAGAGACUGCCAUAAUGAAGAAAGAGAAACAGAGGGAGAUCCUCUCCCGGCGGUGGCGAGGAGCGCCGGCCGCCGGAGAGGAAGGAAGAUCGAGACUUGAAACUCUUUGA
Messenger RNA from Microthlaspi erraticum, 279 nucleotides. Lineage: Eukaryota; Viridiplantae; Streptophyta; Magnoliopsida; Brassicales; Brassicaceae. The record is from the annotation of a GenBank genome assembly.